Messenger RNA from Zootoca vivipara (common lizard), 5221 nucleotides. RefSeq names its product cilium assembly protein DZIP1L. The record is from RefSeq and is a predicted model, not a curated record. Lineage: Eukaryota; Metazoa; Chordata; Lepidosauria; Squamata; Lacertidae. Gene Ontology annotation, cellular component: ciliary basal body; cytoplasm. Gene Ontology annotation, biological process: cilium assembly.
GAAAUUCGGGAGUAGAAAUUGCUAGCCAAAAUUUGUCGGAGGGUGGGUGGAAGGAGUUCGACAUUCCGCGGCCAACAAGGCCCGGUGCAUCCUUCUCUUCGGAGGCUUUGGGGCUUCUUAACACUUGGAAAUCCAGGGGCAAUUUUCCAGAGAGGCUGUCGAGGGCUGUCAAGGGAGGCAUGUUCCUAAGGCCCUUCUCUUCUAUGGUGUGAAAAAAAAGGUUGGGGGGGCAGAAGCUCAGUGUUAGGGCAUCUGCACUGCACGCAGAAAGCCCCAGGUUCAAUCUUUGGCAUCUCCAGGAAGGGCUAAGAAAGACCCCUGUCUGAAACCCACACAAGCUGCUUCCCAUGCGUGUAGAUCAGUAUUUCCCAAACUUGGAUCUCCAGCCGUUUUUGAAUUACAAUUCCCAUCAUCCCCGACCACUGGUCCUGCUAGCUAGGGAAGGUGGGAGUUGUAGUCCAAAAACAACUGGAGACCCUCAGCCCUCUUAAUCAGGGACGAUGGGAGCCGUAAUCCCACAAACUGAAGAUUUAGAAACACUCAUGUGGACAGUACUGAGUGAGAUGGACUGAUAGUCUGACAGCAUAAGGCAGCUUCCUGUAAUUCUGUUUAAGCUGCUUCCUGUAAUUCUGUUUAAGCACCACCACUGAUGCUUUACAAUGUGGGUUGUGGCCUUGCUUCAGACAGGGCCCCUGGGACUUCAGCAGCUGCAAGAAAAGUUAUUGGUUUAUUAAUAUUUAUUAGAUUUAUAUACCACUCAAAAGAUCUCAAGGUUGUUCACAACACAGAAAUACAAGAUAAAAGCACAAAUAAAUAGUUAAAACAGAAACAACAACCCCCUCCUCCCACAAGCACAUUUAAAGGGCUUUACAAUGUUAAUCAGCGACAGACCCCAACACACCCCCACUUCAGGCAGAGUAAAGCUGUCAGGGAUUACAUCAACCUGUACAUUUUGCCCCUUUCAUUCAUAGGCAAGUUAAACAUGGUGAGGGGAGUGACACAGCCCUGCAUCAUCAGUAGGUCUCUGCCCCAACAGGAGGUGACCUGAGAAAGCGGUCUCUGUGUGUGCAGGCACUUGCAUCUGGCACUGAAUGCACAUUAUCAUGCAGGCUGUACACACCCAGGAGUCCUAUGGUACCUAAAAGACUAACAAAUGUAUUAUGCCGCUUGCUUUUUGUGAACCACAGUCCAUUUCAUCAGAUGCAUGAAAUGUUAUCCUGAGGUUUUGGUAUGGGGGGAGGGCAGGUAGAGGGAAAUGGUUAAAAGUGAAGUCAGAGGGAAAUGAAAAGCGGAAAAGUACAGAGAGUAAUAAUUCCAUAUUUAACAGUGGGACUUCACAAAUAGUUAUUGAGGGCAGAGGCACCAUUGCUUUGUAAAGCAGUUAACAUCUCUAAUAUGCUAAAAUCCUUUGUCUCGGUUCAGCCCACAAGUGAUAGCAUUGAACCCUUUCAGUCAAUUCAGUGGUUUCAUAUUGCAAUCUCCCUUUGAAUUUCCCUUGCUGCAGGAUGGCUACUUUAAGGUAAUUUACAGAGCAUUCUGGUAGGUUGAACCACUGGUUUUUGAAUAUUGCCAAUGGUGUCCAUUUAUUCUUCCAUAUUUAGACUGGCCUGUUUGUCCUGUGUAAAAUGCAGAGCAGCUUUGCUGGCAGAUGAGAACACAUGUUAUCACCUGGUUGUUCAUUGUGAUCAUUGUUUGCUCAUACUGGAGCUGCAAACAAAUACAUACAAAGCCAAGAAUGAAUAUUUAACCACUUGGAGCGUGCUGCUUAGCUAUGGUAUAUUUGUGCUACUGUGAGGGAAACUUUGGAGUCCUGUUACCAUCAUGCCAGGACACACCUAGUAACACACCGUUGCACAACACAACUGUCUGUUGUGAAUAAGCAAGGAGUCCAGAUAGAUCAGAACAGCAUUUCUAUACUGGAAAAAAUGCCUUUUGCUGCUAAUAUUUACUACCCACCACAACUGCCUGCACCCCGUCAUUAUUGGACAGGUAUGCCAGGCUCCACAUUUCCUGUGAACUUCCCAAGCAGCAGCCAUCUCUUGGGCAGCAUGCUCGCCGGUCCGAGCAUGUUCCCCGCCUUUAAAUUCCAGUUGCGGCGAGACACGAUCGACUGGAGGCGGUUCAGUGCCAUCGAUGUGGAGCGGGUGGCUCGCGAGCUGGACCUUGCCACUCUGCAGGAGAACAUCAACAGCAUCACCUUUUGCAACCUCGAUGCAGAAAAGUGCCCUUACUGUCAGCAGCCAGUUGACCCUGUGCUCUUGAAGGUCUUCAAGAUGGCCCAGCUGACCAUCGAGUACCUGCUGCACUCUCAGGAGUACUUGAGCAUGAGCCUGGCCCUUCAGGAAGAGCAACACCAAGCGACCCUGGAAGACCUCAAACGCGUCAAGCAGGACUGGGAUAAGCAAGCAGAAGAGCUGAAGGGGGUCAAGGAAGAGAGCAGGAGGCGGAAAAAGAUGAUUGCCACGCAGCAAUUGCUCUUGCAAGCUGGGGCCAAUAACUACCACAAGUGCCAAUUAUGUGACAAGACCUUCAUGAACUACUCCUUUCUUCAAGCCCACAUGCUGCGCAGGCACCCAGAGGCCACUGCAGCAGAGCAGGAGAAGAAGAAACAAGUGGUACAAAUGGAAAGUGAGAUUGAAGAACUGAAAGUCAAACUGAAGGAGACCCAUGCCCAACUGGAGGCUGAGAGCCAAAGCAGGGCUCAGGAAGCAGAGCACCUAAGGCAAAGAGAAGAGGAGAGUAUAAGAAAAUUUGAGAGAUGGAAGGAGGAGGAAAGGGUAAAGUUUCAAAGGGAGAUGGAAGACCUCCGGCACCUGUUCCUCACUGAAUUCAAGGACAUUGCCAGCAAGAAUUCCGCCUUGGAGGGGAAGCUGCAGGAACUACAAGGCAAGAGUGCAGUGGUCUCUAAUCUGGGGACAUUGCAGGAUGACGAGUCAUCUGACCAGCAGCAAUGGAAGAAGACUCAGAGGGAACUACAGGGGAUGAAGGCAAAGAUUGAGCAACAGAAAACAGAAUGGAAGUGGAAACUGAGGGAUCUUCAGAAGGAACACCAGAUGGAGAAGGAAGAGCUGAAGGGUGAGAAUGAGAGACUAUGGGCCUCCAUGUCUUCUGACCAAUGGAAAAUGGCUGAGCACAGCAAGCAGCAAAUAGCAUCCCUCAGUGCACAACUCAGGGAACAGGUCAAGAUCAUCCAGUCACAGGAGAAAACAAUUAAGCUCUUGUCUUCUAGCAAACCUAAAGAAAUAACUGUUCCCAAGGCAGAAACAACAGAAGAAUCUACUGAAGAAGAACUGGAAGAUACUCUGGACAGAAAGAAGAGGGUUCUAGAAGCACUGAGGAGGAAUCCAAACUUGCUGAAACAGUUCCGGCCAAUUCUGGAAGAGACCCUUGACGAGAAACUGGAGAGCAUGGGAGUGAAGCGGGGUUCAAAAGGUAUCCCUGCUCAAACCUACAAACAUUUGAGAGACGUGAUAAAAACCCAACAACAGCAGAAGGCCAAAAAAUUUCCACAGCUCCUCGCCUUAAGAAACAAAAUUGAGCAAGAAGUGAAAAGGAAAGUCAAAAGGGGUCAGAAGGAUGAAAGCGAUCUCUCGCUGCCACUCUCGGGAACCUCAGGUAAAAGCCAAAGGAGCCCACAGUCUCCAAUCCAGGUUGUGUCUUCUAAGCCCAGAAUGCAACAAGUUGAAUUCAAGCCUUAUGCCUCAGAGAUGCCCAGACCAGCCCCUCGGAGCAAAGUGAGCUCCAAGGCCAGUUCAGUGGAGACCCCCAGGAUGCCUUCUCCAAAGCAAGUGAGGAGCAGCACACCAUCUCUUCAAUACUCUGCUGCCCAUCAUCCCAGCACUUCACCUUUCAGCUCUGAAGAAGAAUCUGAAGAGGAAUCAAACUAUACAUCUCCAAAGUUUGCACCCCGCAAGACAGAACCAGACCCUCCCAGAGCAACGCAGAAUGAAGAGAGUGACUGGGAUUCAUCUGACAUAGAAUUGUCUGAGGGGAAAGGCAGUAUGGGAAGGGUCCUUGCAACAGCAGCAGAGACUCGUUCGGAAACAGUGGUGCAGUCAAUGGCCAAAAAUCUGGAGAGGACACUCAGUGCAUCUGGGAAAAAGCCUGCUGGUGGAGUUAAACUCUUUCCCAUCAAUACCAAAGAAGCUCCUAAACCUGCCCCAACUACUAAAAAAAUCCAGUUCGUUGAUGAGGAGGACAGUGACUUGGAGAUUUCUUCCUUAGAGGAAGUCACCCCACACCUGGAGACUAAUAGCAAGAAGCCACCAGCCACACGGAGCAGCGGGGACUCAGCUGAGUCUCGGGGCACCAGCCUCUGGGGUUCCGGCAGCACAAGGGCUGGCGCCUGGUAAUCUUUGCAUUGAGCUGAGCUGUGUGAGACAACAGGCUCCAUUUGAGAUGGAACAGCUCCUGGGGCAAGCCAACGAAAAGGAUGCUGAACUUUCAGAGAGAGAGAAUGUGAAUACCUACAAUGCUCAGGAUCAUAACUUUUGACCAUAGCUGCCAAGUUAUCCCUUUUUUUAAGGGAUUUUCCCUUAUGCUGAAUAGGCUUCCUCGUGAAAAAAAGGGAAAACUUGGCAGCUAUGCUUUUGACUCAAGUGUGAAACUGUUUUGCUUGAAUGUUUUCCUCCUUAGUAAAAAAUGAGAUAAAGUACUAUUUCACUGGAAAUCUCAGGUGACAAAAGCUUUGAAACAGUAACUUGUAGGACUGAGAAGAAAUAUCAGCCCUAGCUUUGUAGCCCCUGCAUUUCAUUGAUGCUUCAAAGGGAGGCGUUUGAAGGGAGUGAAGUUCACCUUUUGAUGAAGGGAGCACCUCUCCACUUGAUGUUGAACUAACAAGAGGAAGCUCCCUGCUCUUUCUUUCUGUGGAGGAGCAUUCAGUCAUAUGAGUCCCCAGCUGUAGUCUAAAGUGCAAUAACCCAAAGCAGAAGCAUCAUUAUCACCUCAAGUAUAGCUAGACGUAAGGCAUUCAGGGCCACACAUCUACUGAACGCAUAGCAACAUCUCUCCUUGCUCUUUACCCCAUGUGUUUUUGCCCAAUAUAGAUGAGUGUAAAUAAGUUUUUUAAUCUAUAUUGAAUGCUUUUCACACUAAAAUGCUUUCAUAAUUUUAAAGACUAUUUUUCUAUUUGGGGUAUUUUUCUAUUGAAACUUGUUCCGAUUAGACUAGUUGUCGGAGAUAACAUGAUCCAAUGGAAAGACAUGUUUUCCCACCAAACAGG